AUGACCUCCACCGCCAUACCUGUCUUUCAAAAUGGGUUCUACGUGGGGAAUAACUUCAACGCUAUCCUCUAUGGCAUGGAGCUCGUGCUCUACUUUAUGACCGUCCGAGUGGUGCUUGAUCGCAAGCACAAGCACGCGCCGUCGGACAAGUGGUUCCUCAUCUUCUCCACCGCCUGUCUGUGCCUCAACACUGUCUUCGUCGCGACCGAGGCUGUCUUCGGGGAGGAGAUGUGGAUUGUGAACGCGGAUUAUCCUGGAGGUAUGGACGCUUACCUCAACGACUUUGCGAGCGUAUGGUACCAGACCUUCGGUACCGCGGCCAGUAUCACGCUCAACCUGCUCGCCGACGGGCUUAUGAUCUACCGUGCGUAUGUUGUGUGGGAUGAUAUCCGCGUCAUCAUCUUCCCCUGUUUCCUCUACUUCGCCUCCCUCUGCCUCGGCGUCGCGCAGCUUAUCGAAGCCGGAGUCCCGCACGGAAACUACUUCCUCGGCAUCGCACAGAAGCUCGGGGUUGCCUACACGUCCUGCAUCAUCUCACUCAACAUCAUCAACACCAGUCUCGUCGCCGGGCGCGUGUACGUCGUCGGCAAGCGCUAUGCGGCCGCGAUGGGCUCCGACGUCGGCGCGGCGUACACCGGCGCGGUAUCGAUCAUGAUCGAGUCGAGCGCGCUCUCGACGCUCACCGGCAUCGCGUAUCUCGUCUCCUUUGCGAUCAACAGCGAGCUCAACAUCUUCUUCCUGAGCAUCUACGUCAUGUGCACGUGCCUCGCGCCGCAGCUGAUCGUGCUCCGGGUCAUGUCCGGGCGCGCGUGGACGCGCGAGAAGUCGUCCAUGGUCGGCACGAAGCUCGAGUUCACGGGCCGGUCGACGACGCAGAUCGGCGCGGAGUCGUCCGUGGACCACGAGAAGAAGCAGGCGCCGAGGCGGGCGGAGACGAACCUUACGUCCGUCGCGUCAAAGGGCAGCAGCGAGCACGUCUUCGAGGAGGUCUAG
This is a messenger RNA of Epithele typhae, 993 nucleotides long. RefSeq lists its product as uncharacterized. Lineage: Eukaryota; Fungi; Basidiomycota; Agaricomycetes; Polyporales; Epitheliaceae. The transcript has 5 exons. Bases 1 to 993 code for a protein of 330 amino acids. The record is from RefSeq and is a predicted model, not a curated record.